Messenger RNA from Haliaeetus leucocephalus (bald eagle), 6007 nucleotides. It is a transcript of the gene GNE, whose product is annotated as glucosamine (UDP-N-acetyl)-2-epimerase/N-acetylmannosamine kinase. Gene Ontology annotation, biological process: UDP-N-acetylglucosamine metabolic process. The record is from RefSeq and is a predicted model, not a curated record. NCBI's taxonomy places the organism in Eukaryota, Metazoa, Chordata, Aves, Accipitriformes, Accipitridae. The coding region runs from base 1449 to 3617 and encodes 722 amino acids. Gene Ontology annotation, molecular function: N-acylmannosamine kinase activity; hydrolase activity, hydrolyzing O-glycosyl compounds; UDP-N-acetylglucosamine 2-epimerase activity. The transcript has 12 exons.
UCAGAAAAACCUGUUAAUAAAUUCUAAAAAGACAGUGGUAACAAACUUCAAGUGAUGUAGCUAGGACAUUACAGCUCUGCUUGAAGGAAUGUACUGUUAAUGGUUGAAGGGACUUUGCCAUUACUUGUUGACAGUGAAUGCUAUCUGAAAAUACAGAAUUAUUUUUGCAUUUACAGGCUCAGAAUAGGUCAGAGUCAAGAUAGAAUUCUGUCUGGUUUUAAACUGAUGUAGUAAUACAUCACAUGUUUCUUUAGCAAUUACCAUAGAACUUAAGCUGAAGAACAAUAAACUGGUUUAAUUAGGAGUAAAUUUCCCCAUGUAGUUAACACUUACAUUGGAUUGUUAUCAGUCCUUUAACUAGGGUAAAUAUUUUAGUUCUUCAGAAAAACAUGUGUUAAAACUGACAGCAGUAGAAAAACUGUGUCUGGACCAAGGCCUGUGUGUGGCUUACUUGCAACUUUUUGGAACUGUUGUGUUACAGAGGUUUAAGGCAGUACUCAAAAUAAUUCUGCUUUGGGGCUUACUGAAGCCUAAUGUUAACAGAAGUUGCAAUGCACAAAUAGCACAAAUUGCUUUUGAUUCUGGUCAGUUCAUAUGCCUUUGAAGUAUCUCCACAUCUAUCUCCAAAUUAUUUCAGGAGACCAUUAUUGCAGCCAAGAGCAACUGUAAUUAAAUGUGAUCUGUGUGGCCAGAAAGAUGUGUGAUCUAGCAGUUAAAUUCUGGUUGAUCUGUGGUUGUGGUGAAUCAUGAGUUUUUAUUUUUUUUACAACUUACUAUUUUAGGAGAUGGUAUUUUCAGGAUUUGGAUUGAAGGGUUCUAGAAUUUUAGACACUGCUUGAAGAUCAAGGAGGACAGAAAACUAUUCUGCUUCCUAAAAGCCUGCUUUGCAUAAAUGAAAAGAUAACUGCUUAGUCAAAGGGGAAGUGAUGGUUCUAGCUCAGGCAGGUAACUUGGGAGUAAGCAGAUUUUGCGUAAGCUCACUUUGUCACUUACUUAUUCUGUGCCCUUUUACUUUGGCUUCUUAGUUUACAUAGUAUAGAAUAUGUAUGCAGCAGUGGCUGACUUGAAGCGUCUUGUGAGAGAUUGACUUCUGAUUAUACUAAUAUUAUUCAAGCAGUUUCAAAGAUAAGCUUAUAGGUAUGUCAGAAGUGGCCUUCACAUCUUGAAAAUGAUUUUAUUUGAAUUAGUAGCUGGUUUUACAUAUACAGUGACAGGAUGUCCUGCUCAGAACCAUCUCCAAAAAGAGGUUGUUUUAGAAAUGAGAAAGCAGUGGUUCUGUUAGACCUGUGUCUAGCUAAUGUGGUUUCAGGUUUCACUCAGUGAUACAGGAUAACGUGCUCUCUGACCUACCUUUAUACAGCAUCUAAAAUCCUGCAAAGUACUCUCUACGUUUUCAACAUGAGGAAGUGUAUUUCAAGAAUCUUUCAAAACAGAAACAAAAGGAAGUCAUGGAGAAGAAUGGAAACAACCACAAACUUCGUGUUUGUGUUGCUACUUGCAACCGUGCUGAUUAUUCAAAAUUAGCUCCCAUUAUGUUUGGUAUUAAGGCAGAACCACAGUUCUUUGAGCUUGAUGUCGUAGUACUUGGUUCCCACCUGAUCGAUGAUUAUGGUAAUACCUAUCGUAUGAUUGAACAAGAUGAUUUCGAUAUUCAUACAAGAUUGCACACCAUUGUGAGAGGGGAGGAUGAGGCAGCUAUGGUGGAGUCAGUAGGCCUUGCAUUAGUCAAGUUACCAGAUGUCCUGAACCGCCUGAAACCUGACAUAAUGAUAGUUCAUGGGGACAGAUUUGAUGCUUUGGCCCUGGCCACAUCUGCAGCCCUGAUGAAUAUUCGUAUUCUUCACAUUGAAGGUGGAGAAGUCAGUGGGACCAUUGAUGACUCUAUCAGACAUGCUAUAACCAAACUGGCCCAUUACCAUGUGUGCUGCACGAGGAGUGCAGAGCAGCAUUUGAUAGCCAUGUGUGAAGACCAUGACCGCAUCCUUCUAGCAGGCUGUCCCUCAUAUGACAAGCUUCUCUCUGCCAAAAAUAAGGACUACAUGAGUAUUAUACGCAUGUGGCUAGGUGAAGAUGUCAAAACCAGGGAUUAUAUAGUUGCUCUUCAACAUCCUGUAACCACAGAUAUUAAACAUUCCAUAAAGAUGUUUGAGCUGACGCUAGAUGCACUCAUCUCCUUCAACAAGAGAACACUUGUUCUAUUCCCUAAUGUGGAUGCAGGAAGCAAAGAGAUGGUUCGGGUGAUGAGGAAGAAGGGCAUUGAACAUCAUCCCAAUUUUCGGGCAGUAAAGCAUGUCCCAUUUGACCAGUUCAUUCAGCUAGUUGCUCAUGCUGGCUGUAUGAUUGGUAACAGCAGUUGUGGUGUCAGAGAGGUGGGAGCAUUUGGUACCCCUGUCAUUAACCUGGGGACACGUCAGACAGGAAGAGAAACAGGUGAAAAUGUUCUUCAUGUUCGUGAUGCUGAUACACAGGACAAGAUUCUGCAUGCUCUACAGCUGCAGUUUGGUAAACAGUAUCCAUGCUCAAAAAUAUAUGGAGAUGGUAAUGCUGUUCCAAGGAUUUUGAAGUUCCUUAAAUCUAUUGACCUCAAAGAGCCAUUGCAAAAGAAAUUCUGUUUUCCUCCUGUCAAAGAUAAUAUUUCUCAAGAUAUUGACCAUAUUCUAGAGACACAGAGUGCUCUGGCUGUGGAUCUAGGUGGAACAAAUCUCCGAGUAGCAAUUGUCAGUAUGAAGGGUGAAAUAGUUAAGAAGUAUACCCAGCUCAACCCUAAAACUUACGAAGACAGACUAGAAUUAAUUCUAAAGAUGUGUGUAGAGGCUGCAUCAGAGGCAGUAAAUGUGAACUGCAGAAUUUUGGGAGUAGGUAUUUCCACAGGUGGACGGGUAAAUCCCCGAGAAGGAAUUGUGCUUCACUCUACAAAACUCAUUCAGGAGUGGAGCUCUGUGGAUCUCAGAACUCCAAUAUCUGAUGCUCUGCACCUGCCAGUCUGGGUGGACAAUGAUGGAAACUGUGCUGCACUAGCAGAGAGGAAAUUUGGUCAUGGAAAAGGAAUAGAAAAUUUUGUAACACUCAUUACUGGUACAGGAAUUGGAGGUGGAAUCAUUCAUCAACACGAAUUGAUCCAUGGCAGUUCUUUCUGUGCUGCUGAGCUUGGGCAUAUUGUUGUAUCUUUAGAUGGACCAGAAUGCCUGUGUGGUAGCCAAGGAUGUAUAGAAGCAUAUGCCUCUGGAAUAGCAUUACAGAGAGAAGCUAAGAAACUGCAUGAUGAGGAUCGGCUUUUAGUAGAAGGAAUGUCAAUGAAGAAGGAGGAGGUUGUUAGCGCUGCACAUCUCAUUCAAGCAGCUAAACUUGGGAACACAAAAGCAGACAGCAUUCUCAGAACAGCUGGGACAGCAUUAGGCCUUGGAGUUGUGAACAUUCUGCACACCAUGAACCCCUCUCUUGUUAUCCUUUCUGGAGUUCUAGCUAGCCACUAUGUUAAUGCUGUCAAAGAUGUCAUAAAUCGACAGGCUCUUUCCUCUGUUAAAACUGUGGAUGUGGUGGUCUCAAAUCUAGCAGAUCCUGCUCUUCUUGGAGCUGCUAGCCUGGUACUGGAUUAUACUACACGUAGAAUAUACUAGGUACCUGGAAGAAUUAUAGAAAAGGACUAUUCAAAUUCCUAAUGGGUGGAGGAAAUACUUUGCCUCAAAUUUUCCUUUUAUGAGAGCAGCUGUUUAAUCAGAAUAGUGUUCUGAAUAGUUAGUGACUACUUCAGCAUUUCCUAAUUGAGGUAUUAUCUUUUUGUACUUUCCCCUAAAUUUCAUCUGACUUCAUAGGAACUAAUGUGCAAUUCUGUUGUGUUUAAUCACCUCUGUUGGUAAGUCCAUAUGUUGUUUUAAGUGUGGCUGAAUUAUUUAUGAGCAUAUCUUGAUGUAUGGUAGGGAAUAUGUGUAUGGUGUGUCAAAUUAUAGCUAACACUUGGGGAUCUGUAUCUCAUUUUGCAUCUCUGUGAAAUGAGAAGUCUAUAAUGUGACCAGCUUUUCAGUUUCCAGGCUUCUACCCGCAAAGUAAAUAUGAUGUAAUCACCAGGUAGUAAUUUCAGUGGGUGGAAAUGAGGGAAGUUGCUUCUACAAUAAAAAGGCUGCAUCUAGAAAUUGUGGUUUGUGAAGGACUUGGUGGAGGCAGUUAUUUAUUACAUCACCUUUAGAGAGCAGAGUCCCAUGUUUUAGAAGCUUUGCAUAUGAAGGAGAAAGACUGUGGUCUAGUGAGCUUAGAGCCUGCAGAGGAGUCCAAACAAACUGACAAGUGUAGCAGUGAGCAUCUUUGUCUUCUGGCUAUGGCCAACAGUAAAUUACUUGAAUUUUAUUGUUUGGGGUUUUCUCAAGGGACUUCAUCUGCCAGAUUAGCAGAGGGGACUGUUUAUUCUUUGGUAGUCAGAUGUGGCACAUCUGAUCAUAAAGACUCUUACCUUUGAAGAAAACUUUUCCACUGCAGAGUGAGAUAAUGCAUCUCCUCAGCAGUUUUGGUAGCUGCAGGUACAUUGUUCUUGUCCUGCAUUCACCAUCAGCUCGCAGGAUGAAAAGUCAAAUCUGAGCCUCAUCCUCACCUUCAAGACAUUCAGAAGCCUGGGAGCAAAGUAUGUCACAUACCAAUGAAGUUUUGCCUAGGUAAACCAUGAUUUAUGUUUCUUUAACUAGUACUUCUUGAUAUAUAGCUCUGUCUUUUUAUCCAGCUGCUUUUUAGCAUACUUCCAAGAUACUGCAGUAAUAACUAUUUGACACAAGGAAAAAUGGGAAAAACAAACAGACCCACCUAACUGAUCAGCUAUCUCAGAAAGAAGAUACCUGUGGAAGAACAGUCACAAGACCAUCCUCUGUCCUGCUUUUAAUGGCCUAUUUUGACAUCUAACUAACUCGGCCAUUGAUAAUAUUUGCAGAAGCCCAGUAAAGUACUAGUACAGGGGAACAAAAGGGGCUAUUUCCACACUCAACCUUUUCCAACCAAAAUGAAAUGGCCUUCUGCAAUCACUGCCCUCUGCUGUACAAUAAUCUUGGACUGAAUAGCUGUUAGUAUAGUGAACCACACUACUGGCUAAUUCUGGGCUAUAAUCUACACAAGUUGCCUUCACGUCAUCCUCUCUUCUGCAUGGAAUGCUUACUGAGAACUCGCAUCUUCAUAGCAAAUUUUACAAACACCACCAGAUCUCCUUCUUGAUGUCUCCAGCCUCUAUACCAUAGUUUUUCUCAGAAUCAGCAAAUACUAAAUCUUAACCAUUUGCAAAGUUGUAGUGGGCUUUAUGUCACCAGGGGUUCUUAGUUCCUUUUCCCAUGUGUCUGCUUCCUUGGUGAUUCCCACUAACUUUAGCAGUAGCUUCAUGAGCAGGUCAAGGAGAAAUGGACUUUGUUUUAUGGUGAUAGUAGCUCAGGUCAGGAGCAACAGUAUUGAGGUUCUAACAGAGAGCAGCCCUGUCAUUUGAUCUUUCCAUCCCAUAGCAUCACAGGGAAUGCCUGACUAAAAGUGAGACCAGGCUUUUGCUUUCCAGACCUCCUGAAGCUCUAUAUUUUUGAUAUCAUCUCAGACGCCAGAUACAUUUUUCCCUAGCAGCUGAAAGGAGGGUACAGACAUAGAAAAAACAUGAAGACUAAAACAAAUUUGAAAAGUUUUACUCUAAUGCUUAACAUCUAGUCUUGUUAAGAAAAUGGUUCUUCAGAUGCUUUUGAAAAUGUUUUUUUUCUGUCAACCAGACAAGAACCUGCUGCAUAUGUGCAAAUGGUGCCGAAGUCCUUGCAGUUUUCCGAGAAGUUUGUGGGCUUAUAAAAUCAGAAAGAAUAAAAAGCAUAUUUAAUAGCAUAAUAGUGAUUUUGUUUGUUUUUCCUUCCUCCCCUGUUCAGAAACCUCCCUUGCAGUUCAGGCAUUUCAUUGCAGACCAGAGGUUUUAUAGAUACUAGCUCCCAAUUGUAUCCAGUCCGAGGGGAGCAAACAUCAGAUAUUCACAGAAUAUCUGCAGUACUGUGCUAUCUCGUUACUUGAU